Molecule: messenger RNA, 788 nt
Organism: Blepharisma stoltei
Lineage: Eukaryota; Ciliophora; Heterotrichea; Heterotrichida; Blepharismidae
Source: the annotation of a GenBank genome assembly
AUGGUUAAAAAAAAGAAUAUAUGCAGCAUAAAAGUAUAUAAAAUGAUUUCAUUGAUAUUUAUUUUAUACUUUAAAAUUAUAAUGAACGUAUUAAUCGUAAAAGAAUAUUCAAAAAAUUACAUAUUAAAUGUUUUAUAAUUAUGGAAGAAAUACCAGAAGAAUUUUUCUUAUGUGAAGAAUACACUCUAUUUAAUGAAUCAUUAGGAGAAUACACACAAGAAUUCUACGCAUUAAAAUCAGCUUGCACAGACUAUGAUUUAACUGGACAGGUUAUAUGGCCCGGUGCAAAAAUUUUAAGCCAAUAUUUAUUAGAAAAUCAGCACAAAUUACAAGAUAAAGAUUUAUUAGAAGUAGGCUCAGGGUCUGGAUUUACCGGCCUUUUUUGCUCACAUUUUGCAAGAAAAGUGGUUUUGAGUGACGGAAAUGACAUUGUUUUAAGGCUUCUUGAGAAAAAUAAAGUUUUUGGUCAUUGCCCGAUUUUUGUAUGCAAAAUUGAAUGGAAUGAAGACAACUCAGCCGCUGAGCUAGAAUCAAAAGAAUUGCCAAUAAAAUACCCAGUGAUUAUAGGAUCAGAUGUGAUUUAUAGUAUAGAUGCAGUUAUACCUUUAUUUAACACAAUAAAUAAACACUUGGAAAAUGACGGAGAGUUCAUUAUGUGCUACACAAACAGAGCAAUGAACAAUUACAGAGUUCUGUUAGAAGAAAGUGAGAAACUUGGGUUUUCCCAUGAAGUCUUGUGGAAUGAGCUGAAUGUUUAUUUAUACUCUUUUAAAAAAAUCAAUAAUUAA